Bombina bombina (fire-bellied toad) is the source of this 3033-nucleotide messenger RNA. RefSeq lists its product as uncharacterized. Gene Ontology annotation, biological process: proteolysis. Lineage: Eukaryota; Metazoa; Chordata; Amphibia; Anura; Bombinatoridae. The transcript is spliced from 2 exons. The record is from RefSeq and is a predicted model, not a curated record. Gene Ontology annotation, molecular function: nucleic acid binding; RNA-DNA hybrid ribonuclease activity; aspartic-type endopeptidase activity. Bases 1 to 3033 code for a protein of 1010 amino acids.
AUGUCUUUAGUUGUGCAAGGUGUCCCACAUGAUUUUUUGGUAGAUACCGGAGCAACUAAAUCUAGCAUUUCUGCUAGAGAAUACAAUGGGCCAGUGACUAAUACAUGUGAAAAAUCUGUUGGCAUUACAGGAGUCCCAAUUUCGUGUCCCAGGACGCCUCCUUUGGAGGUGUAUCCAAAUGACAGCCCUUCAAACAGAUUUGUUUAUGCUUUUCGCAUAAUACCCAAUAGUCCUGUUAAUUUGCUUGGAAGGGAUUUAAUGGCUAAGAUGCAAAUGUCUGUUAACAUUGAUUGCAAGGGAGGAUUGCAUGUUGACACUCCCUGGGAUUCAGUUCCGUUGCUGUAUGCAGCUGAUCCUGAACCUGCCCUUACUAAACAGUUGUACCUUGAUAAACUCAGUUUACAGACUCUUGAGAAUGUGUUUGAGUAUGCCUCACACCCUGACAAAGUUGUGACACAAGCUUUUUACAGACCUUGGAUUACUGACCAUGUUGAGAAAGAGAUGUGGAAAGCACCAGUUAAUGCAGUUGUACUUACACCAGAUACAGUUUAUGUGCAAACACCAGAACAUUUGUGGACAUGGAAAUAUGGCAGGAAUAUUGUAAAAGAUCCUAAGGUUAUACCUGUACAAUUAGAGCCAGAUGCAUUCACACAUGCUUCACAUGUCACUAAUGAUGUGCCAGAGGCACUUGAUGAGUUAAAACAGAGUUUAUGGGCCACUGGAUUUAAUGAUCCAGGUUUCAUCUCAUGCACACCAUAUAAAGCCACUCUCAAACCAGGUGCUAAACCUGUAUACAUUAAGCAGUACCCGUUGUCUAAGGAAAAAGAACAGGGAAUAGCUCCUGUAAUUAAGGACCUAUUGUCUAAGAAAGUUAUUAGACGCACACUGUCACCAUACAAUACACCUAUCAAUCCUGUUCCUAAACCUGGAGGUACAGAAUACAGAUUUACACAAGACUUGCGAGCAGUAAAUGCUCUGGUGCAGCCACUUGCACCGAUAGUGCCAGACGUUAAUGCUAUUUUAACAGCCAUCCCAAGUACUGCAACUUGCUUUACAGUCAUUGAUCUCUGCAGUGCAUUCUUUAGCAUCCCUGUGCAUCCCGACACUCAACCGUUGUUUGGUUUUACGUAUUUAGGGAAUCAAUAUACGUUUAAUCGUUUACCAAUGGGCUUUAUUGAUUCCCCUGCCGCGUACUCAGCUGUAGUUCGUAAGACCCUAGAAUCCUGGACACCUCCUGAAGGUUCCACUUUGAUACAGUAUGUGGAUGAUUUGUUGUUGUGCAGUGUUGAUGAACAGACUUGUAAAACUGACUCUCUCCAUUUGCUUCAGCACUUAGGUGAUGCAGGGCACAAAGUGACUUUGAGAAAAAUGCAAUUUUGUCUUCCACAAGUAACAUACCUGGGUUUUCUUCUUUCAGCAGGCAAGAGACUGUUAUCCCCUGAAAGAGUUAAGGCUCUCAUGGUUAUUCCUCGACCACAAACAAAGACUGCUAUGUUAUCUUUUCUGGUUACAGGUCAGCAUGAACCAGAACAAAUCCACUGGACACAGGCUCUUGAUAAGGCCUACAACACCCUCAAGCAGGCUCUCUGUUCCGCUCCAGCCCUAGGUUUACCCAACUAUAACCUACCAUUUCACCUGUAUUGCACAGAAGGGGGAGGUACAGCAGCAGGGGUCCUUGCUCAGGAACACGGUAAUGGGUACAGAGCGGUAGCUUUUUAUUCAAAAUUAUUGCCAACGGUGGUACAGGGUAUGCCAGCAUGCUUAAGAGCUACAGCAGCAUGCGCUAUGAUGGUGGAAGCGGCACAAACAUUGGUACUGUCACAUUCUCUGAUAUUGCAUACAUCACAUCAAGUCUUGCAAGUGUUAAAUAAUCUCACUACACAGCACAUGACUGCACAGAGAAGGUCAGGCUAUGAAACAAUUCUCACAUCCACUGCAAACCUCACUAUCAAAUACAUUGCACCCACAGGAGGCCCAGCACCUUUAUUACAUGCAUUGAUUUCUAAAUGUCCUUUAGAACACCCUGAGGACCACAAUUGCAUAGACACUGUACACACAGAGACGUCACCACGUCUAGACUUGCAAACAACUCCACUAGAGGAGGGAGAAGUUGUUUUUGUUGAUGGGUCAUGUUCUAAACCUGCUGAUGGUGUUUAUCUUACAGGCUUUGCUGUGGUACAGUUACCCGACACAGUGGUUACUGCUGGUUCUCUGCCUUUUGUGUCAGCCCAAGCAGCUGAAUUGGUAGCCCUAGCUCAGGCAUGUAGAGCGUUUGCGAUGAAAGAUGUGACCAUUUACACUGACUCAAGGUAUGCGUUUGGAGUUGUGCAUGAUUUUGGAGUGAUUUGGCAGAACAGAGGUUUUGUUGCAGCUGAUGGUAAGAGUAUCUCACAUUCUACACUGGUACAGGAACUCUUAGAUGCAAUUAAAUUACCACAUAAGCUAGCAAUUGUUAAAUGUAAAGGCCACAGUACUGACUCCACUGACGUUAGACUUGGCAAUGAUUUUGCAGACACCAUUGCUAAGGAAGCUGCGUUUCGGGGUCCACCGCACCCUGACUAUCUCAGCACUACUACACAGGAACAGUUACACAUGGUAAUGAUUCCUGCCUUAGCAUCUGAUGUGGAUGUGGCGCACCUACAGUUUGGCGCAACUGAAACUGAUUUACAGACUUGGAUCUCUGCUGGUCUGACCAAAGGCCAAGAUGGCCUGUGGUCAGACGAGGAGGGGAGAGUAGGGAUACCACAAAUUGCCGCACCUUUGUUUAUUAGUCAUUUUCAUGGUUUUGGCCACAUAAGUAAACAACAGACCAAGAAUCUGAUGACAUCCAAGUAUGUCAUUAAAGAUCUGUUGCGCAUGAUUGAUAGACAACUGGACAGAUGUCUAACUUGUGCCAGAAAUAAUCCUGGAGGCCUUGUACAUGGUAAACUUGAGCAUUUACCACCCCCUGAUGGUCCUAUGCAGGUAUUGCAAAUUGAUUUCACACAUGCCCACUGCGCGAGGUGGAUACAAGUAUCUUUUAGUCAUUGUUGA